Messenger RNA from Lactuca sativa (garden lettuce), 1570 nucleotides. RefSeq names its product glycine-rich protein. Gene Ontology annotation, molecular function: translation initiation factor activity; mRNA binding. NCBI's taxonomy places the organism in Eukaryota, Viridiplantae, Streptophyta, Magnoliopsida, Asterales, Asteraceae. The record is from RefSeq and is a predicted model, not a curated record.
UUAAACGCUUCGAUCUCACGCAGAAACGCAUACGCACACUCUUCUGAAAACCUAUCUUUUUCUUUCUCUCGAAACAGCAAAGAGAGAAACGCAACGCAACCAUGGCGGCAACUGUAACAAGUGCGUGGGCGAAACCUGGCGCCUGGGCUCUGGACUCCGAGGAACACGAAGACGAGCUUAAACAAGAACAAACCCAUGCCAACACCAACGACCGUGCUGCGGCGGCGGCGAUGUCUGAUUUCCCUGACCUGAUGACGGCCGCAGCCACCAAAACGAAGAAGAAGAAGGGACAGGCUUUAUCUCUUGGCGAGUUUGUAACUGGGUCGACGAAUAAGCCUUCCGGUCAGACUUAUCAGGCGGCGAAGGGGUUAACCGCUGAGGACAUGAUGAUGCUUCCUACCGGUCCACGCCAGCGGACUGCUGAGGAAUUGGACCGGACUAGGUUAGGCGGUGGGUUUAGAUCUUACGGUGGUGAUAGGAACAGCGAUUCGUCGAAUUCGAGAUGGGGUUCGGGUAGGGUUAACGGCGGUGGUGGUGAUGAGGGUCGUAAAUCGACUAGGGAACCUUUGGGUCCUUCACGUGCCGAUGAGAUUGAUGACUGGGGGGCAGCGAAGAAAUCAACGAUUGGCGGUGGUGGUGGAUUUGAGAGAAGGGAGAGAGGAGGAGGAGGAGGAGGCGGGUUUUUUGAGGGCUCGCAUUCCCGUGCUGAUGAAUCGGACAGUUGGGCAUCAAACAAGAGCUAUACUCCAUCAGAAGGGCGAAGGAAUGGUGGGGGAUUUGACAGGGAGAGAAGAAUGGGGUUUGAAUCGAGUGGGGACGCUGAUACUUCUGAUAAUUGGGGUAGAAAGAAAGAAGUUGAAACCCGGAGAUUCGGUGGUGGUGGUGGUGGUGGGAAUGCGUUUGAUAGUUUAAGAGAUCGCCGAGGUGGUAUCGACUCUUCUGAUUCAGACACUUGGGGGAAAAAGAGGGAGGAAGUGAGCGGCGGCGGUGGUGGUGGGAGUAUGAGUAGACCCAAGCUUAAUUUGCAGCCUAGAAAGUUGCCGGUGGGAGACGUUGUUGACACCGUGGGAGCUGUGAAACCAAAAGGUUCAAACCCAUUUGGGGAUGCACGUCCAAGAGAACAGGUGUUGAAGGAAAAGGGUGAAGACUGGAAGGAGAUGGAUGAAAAGCUCGAAGCCAUGAAAAUUAAAGAAUUAGGUUCUGGAGAUAGAAUGAAAAGAGGCAUCGGAAGGGCAAGAUCCAAUGAAGAUUCAACUGAGAGGAGCUGGAGAAAGGACCAAACCAAUGAUGCUCCUCCUCCAAGUGGUGAGACAGUUGAAAAUGGACAUACUGAAGAACCUGCAGAAGAAGAAGUAGGAGGAGAAGAAGAAGAAGAUGCACAGAAGUGAUUUGAGAUAAAGAAGAAGAAGAAGAAGAAGAUAUAAUGGCAAGUUUUGUGUUCUAUUUUUCCAUGUUUUUGUUGCUACUGUUACAAGUUUUGAUAGACUUCUUGAUGAGUAGAGUGAUUUUUGUAGGACUAAAUGCAUACUUUGUGUUAAUUUAUUAUUGUUACUAUGUUUCCUCUUUAUAA